GAGCAGCUCAGUAACUGCGCGAAACUCGCGGUAGACACGCAGCAGCGCAGUAUUCAGUAUACUAAACGCGACCGUGCCACGCGCAGUGUGUCGUUCUCUCUCUCUCUUUCUCUUCUCUCUCUCUUUCUUUCUCUCUCUCUCUCUCUUUCUGUCUCUCUCUCUCUCUCUCUCUCUCUCUCUCUGUCUCUCUCUGUCUCUGUCUCUCUAUUCGUGCGCAACUCUCUCGCAAAGCCGAGCCGACACCUGCACCUUUGUGUACUUUCUCUCUAUACCAGCGCUGUGCAGAUGCUCGCCGUGCAUCCGUCGUUGCUCAUCUGAACCUCCAGUUACUCCACGCUCGCGCAUCUUCUCGCAGCUUGCAGAGUUGACAGAGCCAACUCGCCGAAAAGCAAAGUUGCAGGAUCCUCCUGGCUACCUUCGGAGUCCCGGUGUGCAGUCGGCGAGACGAGGAGGAACAUUGCAAAAUGAGGAAUUCCACUCUGCUGAAGUGGGCACAAAACUCGACGAACAAUAAAAAUGCGCCGACUAAAAGCGGAGUAUCUCGGCAGUACCGAAGUCGACCAACCGAAAGGCAUCGAAGUCGUCAAGGAUGCAAUCUGUAAGCUUAAGUUUAAUCAGCAGAUCAAGAAGAGCGAGGGGUCGAAGACGCCCAAAGUCGAGUUGACCAUCAGCAUCGAUGGCGUUGCCAUUCAGGAACCAAAAACCAAGACCACUCAGAAGCGAAUAAUGCACCAGUACCCGCUGCACCGGAUCUCUUAUUGCGCGGACGACAAAGGCGAGAAGAAGUUUUUCAGUUUCAUAGCCAAAGAAGAAGACGCCGAGCGGCACACGUGCUUCGUGUUUGUGAGCGACAAACUCGCCGAGGAGAUCACACUGACGAUUGGCCAAGCAUUCGACCUCGCUUACAGGCGCUUCCUUGAGACAUCCGGCAAGGAUCUCGAGGCCCAAAGACGCGCCAUGGUUCUGCAACAGAAGAUCAAGCGCCUCGAGCACGAGAACAAUGUCUACCGGCAACGUCUUCAGGACAUCGCCACCAUCAAAGGAUCCGCUGAUAUAGGAGCGUACCUUACGCAACAUGACAUCCCCGAUAUUCUCUAUGUUCCUGACACUUCUUCGUCCUCGGCCGUAAGCACAGCUGCGAAAGACAGCAUUCCUCGAGUCAAUGGCAGUGCGUCCAAACUCUUCAUCAAUUCGGCUGCCGACACUAAUGGAAAUGCUUCGAAUGGUACACAACAACCGCCACCAGUUCCUCCGAGGAGCUUUGAAAAAUCUUUCGAUGACAAUUUCAUGGGAAGUGAAUCUCCAUCCCCCCAGAAUUUGUCGACCGAUUCCAAAGGAGAGGGUCUUCUGAUCGAUGAAUUUGAUGAAGAUGACUUCAAUCCACGUGCCUUCGAGAAUACCUCCAAUGGAAUUUCAAACCACUUAUCGAAUAACAACUCCACCAAUGGCCAAAUCACUGCUGGUGCUAUCUUCACUCAAACAAAUGGAAUCAACUCUCCACCGCUGUUGGCUCCUCCACCCAAGGCCAAGGAUUCAAGACGACAAAACGGAGUGAAAGAGGAUUUGUUUGGAAGUGUGCAUUUUAAUCCAGCUCCAAAUGCGAAUAAAAAUGAUACGAAAGAUCCAUUCGAAAUGGGUGAGUUUGGUAAUUCUUCAGUUCACUCACCUACCCAUCAAGAUCUUGAAAAUGCCAUUGGUCUGCUGGACAAAAGAUUAUCAGAGAUGAAGGAUGGGUUUAGUCGAGGUCUGUUGAUCGGAACUGACGACUUUUCCCUUGAAAGUUUGGAUCCAUUGCGAAAUUGAUCGAAGAGGCAUAGUAGAGUUGCGAAGAAAGCUAAAUGCAAUGUGAUAAGCGAGAGAGGUUUAAGAGAGUAACGGAGCUUGGCCAUCCGGAGCACUGCGUGCUAUUACAACGUGAAGGUUGCGAGCAUCGGGUGAUAACCAAUUGGAUGAUGAUAGGUUGCGUAUGUGGAAAAAUGGUCGAAACAAAAGAAAUUAGUCAAUUUAUCUUUAACGCUAAACGUGUAUUUAUGAUCGUGCAAGUCCGAUAUUUAUGAUAUAACUUUCUAUAUCGUCUCUUAUUUUGUUUAUUAACUCAAUGUUAUUUUCUUGAUUCGAUAUCAUACAUAUUAUUUCAGUUCGAAUGAACGAUGUGUAAAUGACAGAGAAUAUUGAAAUUAACGCUAUUUAGAAACUGCUUAUUCGUGUCCUUGUUAAACUACAAAUAACGCUUGUUCGAUUUUGAGAAACGUCAUUCAAUAGUCGAUAUAUAGAAACGAAUACCUAGGAUACUACGGCUCUAAUCUGCUUAAUUAUAAAAAGGACAAUAAUUGAGCGAUUUCGUAGAUUUAUACCCACACAAAAAAUUUUAAUCGUCAAUUUAAUAUUUUCCCUAUACAAGUUUGGUGAUCGCAGUCAGCCAGUUUAGAUUAGUCGUUUUAUUAGAAAAAGUCAGCAAUGCUCAAGUUUUGUUCAGGUAAUACGUUCUUUUUAUUAUUUUUACUUUUACGCAUUAUAAGCAUCUAUUUUGGACUAAAAUUGUAUCUGAUAGCGUCAAUGUAGCAUUAAAUUUAAACGUAAGAAAAGAGGUUUCUAAUAUAUAUUUAAUUAGUAUAGCGAUAUUCAUGUGUACGUUUAUCGUCUAUACGAGAGAUUACGCGACCGCAGGCUGUGCGCGUUUCUGGCGAAAAAUGAAAGAUUCACAAACACUUUAUUCAAAUCCAUAGUUGUAUAAUUUUAUAAUGUUUUCAUAAAAAAAAAUUGUAACUUGAAUCUCUUAAAAGUAGAUUAUUUGUUAUCAAUAGCAUAUAUUUUAAAUCAAUUUCAAUAAGUACAUUUAUCUGACAAUUUUUAACACGAUAAUUAAAAUACAAUUUAGUUACUUUGCUCUUAAAUUGUGAAAAAACAAAGUUUGAUAUUUGGACAAUAAUUUUAUACCUGAUUUAUGAUUAAACAAUGUCAUUUGCUUGCUCUUUUAAAUAAAAUCUGUAGUUAACUAUGAAUCAUCUUCAAAAAAUAUUUUCGAAUAAUCUUUAAGAUUUUGUAAAUAAAAUUUCGUUCUACAGUAUACCCAUUUAAAACCUUUCGUCGGAAGAAAUAAAAGUUGAGAAGCAGAAGGUUUUUGCUAAUAUUGACACUAAUAUCUUUUUAAUUUGAUCUUCCAUUUUUUCCUUUUCAAAGCUUAGAAGUAGUGCAGAUCUUAUUCUUUUCAUUAAUUACAUUUUAAUAUCUUGCUUCGAACAUAAAAUGUCUUUAAAGUAUAAGAUUGUUAUUUUACAAAACUGAUGAUAAGAAAAAUUAUUUUUAAACAUUAUAUUAUGAAAUACGUUUGUGUAUAUUAUAAAUAUAUGUAAAUGAAUAAGUGAAUAAUUAGAAUUACUGUUUAGAAAUCAUAAAAUAAUGCGUCUAUAAUAUACUGAUCAAGAAACUAAUUAUGUACAUAUAAAAUCUUUACAUUUGUUGCUAUAGUAUUUAAGUAUUAUAUAUUCAUGAUGAAAUAUACAACAUGAUUAUUUAAACAACAUCUCCUUAUUAGCUGCAUUUCUGCUGAUGAGCCUGCUUACGAAACUAAUUGUUAAAACAUUAUGAGUCAUAAAACAGCUCGUACCAAUUUCUCUAGAUAUUCUGUGAGCUUUGAAUGUAUGCUAGCUGCUGGACAGACUUUU
Messenger RNA from Phymastichus coffea, 3665 nucleotides. Its product is annotated as PTB domain-containing engulfment adapter protein 1-like. The record is from RefSeq and is a predicted model, not a curated record. The transcript is spliced from 8 exons. The coding region runs from base 517 to 1803 and encodes 428 amino acids. NCBI's taxonomy places the organism in Eukaryota, Metazoa, Arthropoda, Insecta, Hymenoptera, Eulophidae.